GUUUAGGGAAGCACAAGGAAGCUGAUUUCACUCGCGUGGAGCGGUCAGAUCAGGCAGUGGCAGUGAAGGAGCCGAUGGACAAGUGUGAGACCUGGAGCAGCGGAAAACUUGACAGAAAUUUAAUUAACACUGAUUCCUGGUGGUUUAUUGCCGGAUAAUGGAUUUGGAUUUACCGCCACGUUAAGUUAUUCCUACAGAAAAGCGCAAACGAGCAACGCGAAAAAGGAAAUAUGUUGAACACAGGUUAUCAUAAGCCACCUGUGGCUCCAAAACCUAAAGUUGUCCUGUUUCCAAAGCCGGGCCUGUCCCCUGCUUCUCCGAGAGAAGAGGGCCUCUUGCUGCCACCUAUUCCCACAGCUCGGAAACCAAAACCGCUUCUAGCUCCCAAGCCCAUCCUCCCUAAAGUGACUGAUCCGCCAAAUCCCAUUAAGAAGCUGACAACUGUACCAGACAGCACAGUGGGCCUGUUAAACUCUCAAAAUGGACUCCACCAAGAAAACAAACGGCCAAACUGGGAUUAUAUCAUUCCUAUUUGUUUGUGCAGCAAUGAAAACUGCAGAUGCAUCAAAAAUGAAAGAUUUGCCAAAAUGGAAAAAGACUUGAUAACACAAAACAAAAGUAAAACUGAAACUGAACACAGAAAAGUGGAGAAUAAUAAUAUUGUGAACAAUAAUCAGUCAAAAUCUCCUAUAUUGGAGAACACUACUCAAAAUGAUUCAACAGGGAAUAAUUCAAAUGGGACUGUCAUCAAAAAUCACAAACCUGUCUACAGCCCCUUGACUAAUGGCCCAUCUUUAACUCACAAAGUCCAACAGGAGGCCAAAACUAACGUCAUUCCUAAAAGAACACUUGGACUUGCACCAAAAGAAGACAAAAUUUGUAGUUCAUCCACCACUAUCCAAAACUCAACACCCACUAGGAAACCAGCCCCUGUCCCUGUACCUCGGAAACCCCGGGUGAAGGAGCAGGAAAAGGUGGAGGGCGAGAUAGGGAACCAGGAAGUGAGUGAGGUGUCAUCAGAACUGAAGAACUGCCCAUCCGUAUCUGUCAAUACACCUGCUCCGGCUCAUUUAAACGCCCCUGCGCCCAUCCACAAACCAACAUACGCCCCACCACCUCCUCCGGACAAAAAGCCAUUUCUCUCUGACAUAAGUAAAAGUUUUAGCAGUGACGAUGUAGAUGAGGAGGACUUGGGUUGGGAUGUUCACGAGAUGGAGCUUUCAGUUGAUAAAAGUGACGAUGAGCAUGAGAAAGGAGACAGCAUUGAAGAGCCAAUCUACAAUUCUGUAUACAGCCCUAUUAGCUCACCAGUCCAACCAAAAGAACAAGUGAUAAAAUUACCGCCACAGAAACCCCUAAGACGGAAAAGUGGAAUGACAAGAAGUAUGGAAUUGGUACAGGACAAAGACCCCAAGAUACCUGGACAAAAGGAGAUUCGACCUUCACAGUAUACUAAAGAAGUCAUCAUGAGGCAGCUGCCAUUGCCACCAACCAACGAGAUGACCACAAAACCCACGGAAACAAUCAAAUCUCGUUCUUCAAGUCUUAACAAAGCCAAGUCGUUUUCUUGCACUGAUGCCUCUCGCCCUCAAAAACUCAGAAAGAACUCGUUUAAGAAGUUUCUGGACCUGAAGCUAAAGAAGUUCAUGGGAAAAGAAUGUCAGACGCAUGAUACUAGCUCUGAAGAUGAAAAGGUACAGGAAUACAAGGGUGAGCGCAAGCUUUCCUGUCCACUUAUUGAAAAACGCCUAGAUGAAGAAGUGUUUAAUCAUGCAACUGAGCAGCAGGAAUACUAUGAAGACAUCCCUGUUUAUGAGGAUAUAGAAGACUAUGUGAAUGUCAACAUGGAAGAGGAAAAAACAUCACCAUGGGAGAAAGAUGUAUGGCCAAGUCCAAUGUCUAACGAUGAUGAUGAUGAUGAGGGUCUGUAUGAAGUUCAGGAGCCAUACUUUAAACUGGAGAAGAACACUGCACCACCACACGAAGAACAGUACAACUAUCCCAGAGCUUCCUACCAGAUUUACACAGCUGAGGAAAGACUGUCAGAUGAAGACAUAAUGGGCAACACCACUGAUGAAGAGUAUGAUGAUGAUUUUGAUACAAGCUCAGUGUCCAGUAAAGGAGAAGAGCCUGAACAAAUAGUGGAGAGUGCGACUUUGAUGAGGAGAAAAGAAAAGAUAAAACACAUUGCCACAGAAAUAAUGACUUCUGAGAAUGUGUUUGUCAAUGUCCUCAAGCUACUUCAUGUUGACUUUCGCAAUGCUGUGUUUGCUGCAUCCCAUAAUAGUGGAAAACCUGUGAUUGAAGACCAGGUGUUGGACCAGAUCUUGUUCUAUCUCCCACAGCUCUAUGAACUAAACCAACAACUGCUGAACGAGCUGCAGCAAAGAGUCGCUACCUGGGGAGAGAACUCAAAGGUGGCAGAUAUCUUUGUAAAAAAAGGGGCUUUUUUGAAGAUGUACUCCAACUACAUCCGUGAGUUUGACAAGAAUGUGACUCUACUGGAUGAGCAGAUAAAGAAGAACCCGGCAUUUGCUGCAGUCGUUCGAGAGUUUGAGGCAAGUCCACGUUGUGCCAACUUGGCUUUGAAACAUUAUCUCCUUAAGCCUGUUCAGAGAAUACCACAAUAUCAGCUGCUGCUUACAGACUAUCUCAAAAACUUAUUGGAAGACUCUGCUGAUUAUAAGGACACACAAGAGGCACUUGUUAUUGUGAAGGAAGUUGCCAACCACGCCAAUGACAUCAUGAAGCAAGGGGAUAUCUUUCAGAAGUUGAUUCAAGUGCAGUGCAGACUCAUUGGCAAUCAUGAAAUUGUCCAGCCAGGCAGGGUUUUUCUGAAAGAAGGGGUAGUCAAUAAACUUUCCAGGAAAACAAUGCAGCCCAGAAUGAUUUUUCUGUUUAAUGACAUGCUGCUGUACACCAUUCCUGUCCAGUCAGGCCAGUUUAAGGUUAAAAAAAUGCUAUCUCUGGCUGGAAUGAAGGUCAAAAAACCAUCCCUAGAGGCUUUCCAAAAUGAGUUCAUAAUUGAGAGUGUAGAGCGCUCCUUCAUCUGUUCAGCCAGCUCAGCCACAGAAAGAGAAAAAUGGCUUGAGGCGUUUUCUACAGCAAUCAGUGACUUUACAAAGAAAAAGACCAGUUUUAUCCCAGGCAAAACUUCGGACAAGGUGGAAAUUGAAAUUGGUGCUGCUCUUGGUUCAAAGGCUCCUAUAUGGAUCCCGGACCCAAGAGCAACAAUGUGCAUGAUCUGUACGUGCGAGUUUACUCUAACAUGGAGGCGACAUCAUUGCCGCGCAUGUGGAAAGGUUGUGUGUCAGUCUUGUUCCACCAAUAAAUACCGCCUUAAAUAUCUAAAAGGCCAGUGGGCACGAGUGUGUGACCAGUGUUUUGUUGUGCUUCAGAAACAAGAAAAUGAAAAGGCCAUAUCGUGUACAGCGAGCAACAAAACUGCUUUUGCUUUUAACCGUAAACACAAGAAAAUCCCUGCUCAUCUCACAGAGGUGUCUGCAAAUACAAUUAAUUCUACCAUGAGUGGAUAUUUAGAGAGAAUUAAACCUAACAAAAAGCAGGGAAAGAGAAUGUGGUUUGUCAUCAAAGGAAUGGUUCUGUACACAUAUGCUGCCAGUGAGGAUGUUGCUGCCUUGAAAAGUCAACCACUGUUAGGCCUAACAGUGAAGUCGGACUCAAAGUUACAAUUUAGACUCGUCCACAAAGACAAAGUUUUUUACAUUUUUAAAGCUGAUGAUGAGCAAAUAGCAGAGAGGUGGAUUGAGGCUAUGAGAAAGACCUCUGUGCUGGAAGCUUGAUAAGACUAUUUCUACCUCCAAGUGUUUUUAUCAUGUGUAUACUGUGCUAUUUUAAACACUUCUGUAGAAGUGUUGUUUUUUUUGUAUUUAAUGAUAUGCAUACAAAGUGUUUUAUUCAGUUGCACAAGUGUCAAUAUUUGCAUAUGAAGUAAUUAUUAAUUUGUAAAUAUCGGUUUAUCUAUUAUUUUCAAAAUGAAGUAGCUUUCACAAGAUUGAUCUACAUUGAUGGUUCUUAUUUUAAUUAUUCACAUUACUUGUGUUGUGUUAUUUUUGUUAACCACUUAAAUCACCAUGUUGUAGAGUUCAGUCAAUUGUAUUGUUAAAGGAAUUUCCCUGAACAAAUAUUGUUGCACAAAAUUUGCACUCAAAUUACAAUGUCUGCCAUAGUGUUUUGGUAGCGUGUUUCUGUUGAACUGCGUUUAAUAAACGUGAACUUCAUU
Periophthalmus magnuspinnatus is the source of this 4243-nucleotide messenger RNA. Its product is annotated as FYVE, RhoGEF and PH domain-containing protein 6-like. The record is from RefSeq and is a predicted model, not a curated record. The transcript is spliced from 21 exons. Gene Ontology annotation, molecular function: guanyl-nucleotide exchange factor activity; metal ion binding. NCBI's taxonomy places the organism in Eukaryota, Metazoa, Chordata, Actinopteri, Gobiiformes, Gobiidae. Gene Ontology annotation, cellular component: cytoplasm. Bases 231 to 3803 code for a protein of 1190 amino acids.